AUGACUAGAAAAAUCCAUGAGGGAAGUAUGAUUACUGUGGACAACUGGAAAAUGAUGAUAUGCAAGUCUGUAUGGAUAACAGUUUUGAUCAUCAGUCAUGGCCAGUGUGAUAGUGACUCCAAUAAACCGGUUAAAUUAGUAAUCGGUCCAAUGGUUGAAAUGGAUUUUUGGUCCUUAUAUCGUCUUCCUAACCAAUCGGCUGUCUGUGAUCAAUUUAUAAAUUCAUUUUAUUUGGAUGAUCCCAAAGAAGAUCGUAGAUCUUUGUCUCUGUCUGGCUCCCUGUCACCUUCACCUACUACUGCGGCAGCAUCAGUGGCGGUAGCGGCAACCAGCUCUUCUGCCUCUUCAGCAUCGUCAGCCUCAUCAACAGCAAACGCUCAGCUUUGGGAUCGUCAUAAACCAACGAGCUGGAUUAAUGCUGUGGAAUUUGAUCAUAUUGGCUUAAGUGGACUAAUGCAAUUACCGAAACCAGACAGACAACAUCCUUUUGAUUAUAAUAAACGUUUGAAAAGUGCAUUACGCAGUCGACAGCCAACUCUAUUCACGUUCACUAGUCCAUUAUAUCCUGACAAUUAUCCACCGAAUACCGAUUGCGUCAAGGUUAUUAAAGCUCCACAAGAAGAUCAACAAAUUAUUCUUGAUUUUCGUGGACCUUUUCACUUUGAACCGUCAGCAGACUGUAUCAAUGACUAUUUGGAAGUUCGUGAUGGGGAAUAUGGUUUUUCCCCGUUGAUUGGUAGAUUUUGUUCAGACAGUCGUCAGUUGCAUGCAAUUAAAUCAACUGGUCGAUGGUUACGACUACGUUAUCAUUCAGAUUUCAGUAUUGAAAAGUCUGGAUUUCAAGCUGUUUACUAUUUCAGUAAGCUAAGAAAUAAAGAUGAACCGUUACCCCAAAAACCAAUUGUUACAACUUCAAUUAUCGUGGAUGAUGAAGUUAUAUUUGAACAAAGCAACUUAUUAACUCUAUGGAAUGAUUAUACUGAAUCAUUAAUAAGAGUGAAAUCUCAUCCAGUCGACCGACUAACUGAAUUUAUUAUUGAUUUCCGAACAAAUCAAACUGAUUUGAUCCUAAUGAUUCACCUAAGCUUUUUGAAAUUUCAAAUCAUCGAUCCGGAGUGCAAGGCUAACAUUAUUGAAUUGUACGAUGAAUUCUUCCUUUCAGAACAGAAUACAUUUCUACGUACACCAUCAAUCCUUCUGAAAAGGAGUAAAGGUCAAAUACCUGUUAAUGAACAGUAUACUCCUAGAGUAAUUCAAGCAUGUAAUCGACCAAAUCUAGAACCGUAUAUACAUAAAUUAGGACGAGGUGUAGUACGGAUUAUCGUGUCACCUGAAUCACGAUCCACAGAAGCUAGUGAAUAUAUGCAUACGAAUACAUCGAAUACGGUAACGGAACUGCCAGAGAUUAAGAUCAUUGCGACAGUACUUAAAAAGGCACUUUGUGAAGGCGACUGGGUACCUUGUAUAUUACCCACGAAUUAUAUUGCCUAUAAAGAGUAUUUCAAUUUAACAAUUCGGUCUAAAUCUACUUACGAAGAGGUAGAUGAUGAUGAAAAUGAUGGCAACAGUGGUAAAAGUGACAAGUCACAUUCACGAUUAUCAGAAUUACAGAUAUCAACUACGACAACGCCACCACCACCGACAACAAUGACAAAAGCGUCUACAAUUUUUUCAACUACUAAAAAUUCAGUGGCUUCAAUGAAAUCUACUGUGCUACAGCGUCAUCCUACAGUGCCGAAAAUAAUUUAUUGUGUUCAGCCUAGUUUAGUCUGCAAUGGGCAUUCAAACUGUCCAGGUGGUGAAGAUGAAGAGAAUCAAGGUUACAGUGACCAGUAUUCCCCAAAAAAAAUGUUUAUUCAAACAACUGAAGGAGUGAUAACCACCGAGAAAGCUGAAAGUAUAUCAUCAUCAUCAUCAUCAUCAUCUGAAGAUGAUGACGAAUUUCAUCAUCAUACGCCUAUUAUUGCUGGUUUACUUGGAUUCUGUGCUAUUUGUGGUCUCAUUUCAGCUGGAAUGACACUAGUGAAUAGAUCUAAAAAACAGAAUCAUCCCAAUUUUGGAAGUGUUUGUAACAGUAUUCUGUUCGAAUCUGGCACUUCACUAAUUACAGCAUUGGAAUCUGUUGUCACAUGCUCUACACCUGUAUACACGACAACACUGACACCAGCAACCAAUGUAACUGAUACAUUAAAAAACGAAGAUAUCAAACCGUUAAAAACUUCGUCAAAUUGUACCUUUCUAAAUUGUAGCAAUUCUUGUUUAAAUAGUGAGACAAAGUUAGAAGGAACUCUAGUUGAACAAACAGAAGUUGUUGAUGAUGAUGAUGAUGAUGACGAUGGUGAUGGUGAUGUAGUAAGACAAGAACAAGGCCAGCAGACUGCUGACAUUAAACAUGACGUGUUGAAGUCUACAACAAGUGGAUUAGCUGAAAUAUUUGACCGUGCAACAAAACCUUUAGGUUAUAUUCACAAACUUGACUCUAGUCCAGCUUGGAACCAAUCAGUAAACCAGAGUUCUCUGUAUCAUUUGAAAGAAACCCAAAAAUCACGACCCCUAUGUAGUCAAUACUUGUACGAAUAUCCAAUUAACCGUAGUCUAGUCCAAUUACCAAACACAUUAGUUAUACCUGUGGAUAAAUUAUCAAAACAAUUUAAUUCCCCUACAAUUCGUCAAAAACCCACUCAACAAUCAUAUUUUGAAUCAAACGUUAGCCGUUCAGAUCCAUUUUCACUGAAAGAACAGUCAAAAUUUAAAACAACCACUGGUUUUUCAAAGGGUGGUGAACAUUUACAAUUUGGCAAUCUGAGGCGAAGUUUCUCAGUUAGACCUGUAAAUGAUAACAGUUCAACAUUUACACCACAUGUCUCAAGUAAUUCAUUAAAAGAAGCCACUCUACCUAGUCGAAUGUUACGGGCUCAUUUGGUUAAUGAUGACAAUGAUAGGAAAUCGUGUUCUUAUCCAUGUCAUAGCGUUGAACAACGAUGUACGCCAGAUAAAAAUGUUUUUUCGAUAAUCGGGGCUCAAGGUUCAGGUCAACAAUUUUCAGUUAAAUCACAAGCAUGGAGACGUGAGCAGAAACGGAAACACUUCAAAGGCAGUGCACCAAAAAGAGCUAAACAUGAAAACGGUUUUGUGCUACAAGAACAAUCACAACCACAAACUCCUUUACAUCAACUUUUGUGUUUGAAUCAACAAGAUAAACCUCAAUAUACACAACAGACCAAAUCAUCAGCUCAUCUUGAAUUAUUCACUUUAUAUAAAUCAAGUCAGUCUACUAGUGGUGAAUUAUUAGACAAAGAAAACUAUAAGUCUUGUCAUUAUAAAAGGGAUGGCAAAGAAAUAAAACGAUUUCUACCCCCGAUGACGACAGUAACAAAAUAUUCAAUAAAGCAAUUCAAUCUCCAGUCGUCUCCGUUGAAGACAACAACCAAUUGGUUGGUAUCACCAAACAGUGUGCAGUGGAAUAGGCAAAGUGAUGUACACAACGGACAGAAUGAUGGAUCAUCUGUUUCUGUUUCGCAGAAUGACAGUGAUACACCUAGUGAGACUGACUGUCAACAUCAGAUUGCACUGGGAGCUGAUUCCAGAAGACGAGUGUCGAAUGCUGGUGUAAGGAUGGUAACGACAGUGAUGACAACGACGGCGACAAUGACAGCGACAACAGCACCACCUAAAAGAAUGAGGUAUCAGCAAAUGGGUUGUAAUACAAUAGAUCAAGAGUCAGAUUCACAAGAAAUAAGUCAUAAUAAUAAUGAUAAUAAUGAUAAUAUAUUUUCACCAACUCAUAGUCUUAUCACAGGCACUACGACAAUAUUUGAUGACUUACAAAUAUUUAAACAUUCUAAUGAAACUUAUCAGUGUAAUUGUAAUUUAGGCAGUACUAAAUACACCUUUCCAUCUAGUUAUUCCGUAAUUCCUCAAACUCUACUGUUAUCGUCAUCAAAUAAAAUUGGUGAUGGUAUGCGAAAAAAUGCAUCAUGGAGUGAUAUGAGUCAUAAAGUGGAACACUUGUUUCAGCAGGAUAACGAUGAUGAUGAUGAUGAAGGUGACUACGAUGAUGAUGACUAUGAUGUGGAUGACCAGAUAAAUGAAAACAGUGGACAGUCUUCUUCAGAAGUGGACAGUUCUAGUGCUGAUCGAAUUCCAGAUCAACAUGAGCUCAAAAAUGCACACAACAAUCAUUUGCCAAACCCAACCCUAUCAGCUGACAGUAGUUCUGAAGAAUCACUUUGUCGAAUGCAUACAAUAGGUAAUCACAGUAUACCUAAAAGACAAUCACUUGGAACAUCUGUUGUCAUCAUUACCUCCAAAGGUCGAACUGUACAAUCACCCACGAACAUUAUAUAG
Messenger RNA from Heterobilharzia americana, 4347 nucleotides. NCBI's taxonomy places the organism in Eukaryota, Metazoa, Platyhelminthes, Trematoda, Strigeidida, Schistosomatidae. The record is from the annotation of a GenBank genome assembly.